CUCUUCCUGUGUUAGGGUGGCACUGUCAUCGGCAGCGCUCGCUGCAAGGACUUCAGAAGCAGAGACGGUCGUAUGAAGGCCGCCUGCAACCUGGUGAAGCUGGGCAUCACCAACCUGUGUGUAAUAGGUGGAGAUGGCAGUCUGACGGGAGCCAACGCGUUCAGGACCGAGUGGAGCGGGCUGCUGGUUGAUCUGGUCCGAGCAGGUAAGAUCACUGAGGAAGAAGCUAAUAAAUCGUCCCACCUCAAUAUUGUUGGCAUGGUCGGCUCAAUCGACAAUGACUUCUGCGGCACUGACAUGACCAUCGGUACUGACUCGGCACUGCACCGCAUCAUUGAGGUGGUGGAUGCCAUCACCACGACUGCACAGAGCCACCAGAGGACGUUUAUCCUGGAAGUGAUGGGCAGACACUGUGGUUACCUGGCGCUGGUGACGGCUCUCGCCUGUGGAGCUGACUGGGUGUUCAUUCCCGAGAUGCCGCCAGAUGAUGGCUGGGAGAACCACUUGUGCAGGAGGCUGUCAGACCAAAGAGCCCGUGGAUCUCGACUAAAUGUGAUCAUUGUGGCCGAGGGCGCCAUGUGCAAGGAUGGCAAACCGAUUACAUCUGACCAGAUCAAAAAGCUGGUAACUGACAGACUCGGCUUUGAUACCCGCACCACUGUUCUUGGACACGUGCAGAGAGGAGGAACACCCUCUGCCUUCGACAGAAUCCUGGGCAGCAGGAUGGGAGUGGAGGCGGUGAUGGCAUUGCUGGAGGCCACCCCAGACACUCCCGCCUGUGUGGUCACCCUGUCGGGGAAUCAAGCCGUCAGAUUGCCGCUCAUGGAGUGCGUGCAAGUGACAAAAGACGUGAGUGCUGCCAUGGCUCAGGGCAGAUUUGACGAUGCCAUCAAUCUCAGAGGAAAGAGUUUUGAAAACAACUGGAAUACGUACAAGCUGCUGGCUCACAUCAAUCCUCCAGAUACUAAGAGUAACAUCAAUGUGGCCAUUAUGAAUAUCGGCGCCCCCUGUGCUGGUAUGAACGCUGCCGUGCGUGCAGCGGUGAGGAUGGGCAUCAUCCAGGGUCACUCCAUGCUGGCAGUCCAUGAAGGUUUCGACGGUCUGGCUCAAGGACAGGUAAUAAUUUUUUUGGUAAUCUGUUAUCCUUUUAAACCAGAGAACCAGCGUCACACGUGCAAGAAUCUUCUUCCUACUUCGAUUACGAAGACUAGAACUGCUUUUUGUUGCCUCUGGUGUUUUGUUCCCUCUGGCUCUGACUUUAGCAUCGGCGCCGACACUGCCCUGAACACCAUCACCUCCACCUGUGACAGGAUCAAGCAGUCUGCAGCAGGCACCAAGCGCCGCGUGUUUAUCGUUGAGACUAUGGGUGGAUACUGUGGCUACUUAGCCACCAUGGCAGGUCUGGCUGCUGGGGCUGAUGCCGCUUACAUCUUUGAGGAAAAAUUCGACAUUAAAGAUCUGGAGACGAACGUCCAGCACAUGGUGGAGAAGAUGAAGACAACAGUGAAGAGAGGUCUGAUUCUCAGGAAUGAAAGCUGCAAUUCCAACUACACGACUGAUUUCAUCUUCAACCUGUACUCAGAGGAGGGAAAAGGCGUCUUUGACUGCCGUAAGAAUGUCCUCGGACACAUGCAGCAGGGCGGCACUCCUACACCCUUCGACAGAAACUUCGGCACAAAGAUGGGUGCCAAGGCAGUUCUGUGGCUUACUGACAAACUGAAGGAGUGCUAUAGGCAUGGUCGUAUCUUUGCUAACACAGCAGACUCUGCUUGCGUGCUGGGAAUGAGAAAAAGGGCACUCACCUUCCAACCUCUCGCUGAAUUGAAGGAAGACACAGAUUUUGAGCGCCGCAUCCCUAAGACACAGUGGUGGCUGAAAAUCAGGCCCAUCAUGAAGAUCUUGGCUAAAUAUGACAUCAAACUGGACACGUCUGAACACGCCGACAUGGAGCAUGUGAUCAAGAAGAGUAGCUUUCUUGAGAAGUAGACGCCAUCUGCUCCCUGUUAGCACGCAGUUGGACAGGGGAAUUUUGUUCUUUUCCAUAAACAAACUCAUGUUUUCUUGUUUACCCAUCUGUCUGCCUCAGUAAAAGAGCUGCUAUCGUUCCUGUCCUGAUUGUUUGCUUCCUCUUUGUAGCCCUCAUCCUGAAAAGCUUUUCCUGAAUACACAGUGCAGAAGAAAACAAGGCAUUAAAGAUGACUGAUAAUCCCCCCAAAACACUGUGUUGUUGGUGAUUAAUGCCAAUUAAUGUGAUCUGUCCAGAGAAACUAGCAGACUAAUUUUUAAUUUACACUCUAUUGUGGAAAUGGUGUCUGAUCAAAACCCAUACAGCGAACACAGUGAUUAAAAGUUUACAUAUUUAGCAACUGCGUGACCUGAUGAUCAUCUAGACGUCAUUUAGAAGUGUUUUUGUUUUGUUUUUCCUUGUAGCCACAGUAAAUUGUACCCGUUACACCUAUACAUAUGAAUUUUAGCUCACUGGAAGCGCUGAUAUAAUUACACCUAAUGCAUCUGAAUUAGUAAGCCUCAAUCACAAAUCUUUAGAAAACUUCCUUUACUCCAAGAGGUUCUUGCCCCCGAAAAUUUUGAACCCCAAUUGAAAACCAUAGAUGUCUGGUAAAAGCAGCCAGCUAUAAUAACGUGAUCCAUCGGUACACAUUCAGCCUCCUUUUCUUUAUCCUGAUUAUAAACAAUACUUGAGCUGGGUGCAGCUAAAGAUGGACUCAUUGCGAUCUGUUUUGCUGCUCCUAAAUAUCCUCUGCACACGUUCAAACACAGAUAUAUUAUUCUCUGAAUAAGCUCUGUUUGUAUGGGUUUGUCAUAAAGAUAAAUGUAUGUGGAAAAAGCCAUAACAAAAAGAGAUUACCUAUGUUUAACGAAGAACUGUGACUACAACUGAAGCAGCUUUUGUUUUGUUUCAUUUGUUUUUAAUAGAUUUUGGUAAAUUUUCUGGUAACAAAUGUUAUAACAUGUUAAUAAAAGCUUUGUUUACUGACUUA
This is a messenger RNA of Neolamprologus brichardi, 2999 nucleotides long. The record is from RefSeq and is a predicted model, not a curated record. Lineage: Eukaryota; Metazoa; Chordata; Actinopteri; Cichliformes; Cichlidae.